Messenger RNA from Styela clava, 1836 nucleotides. The record is from RefSeq and is a predicted model, not a curated record. NCBI's taxonomy places the organism in Eukaryota, Metazoa, Chordata, Ascidiacea, Stolidobranchia, Styelidae.
UAAAUAUGUAAAUCCUAUCCUCAAAACAUGCCGAAAUGCAUGUGCUAGUAUAUCAAUCUCACACCAUCAUUAUGAGGUGACGGUACUGGUUGUAUCUGUAAACUACUGACAGUCUCAGACUGAGUCUGUUAAAUAUAUAUCAUGGCUGAGCAUAUCAUAUGUGUGACUGCAACUGGAGGACUACCACUCUUCACAAGAUCAAAGCAAGGUUCUCCACCAUUAUCAUUUCCUGUGAUGGCAUCUCUGAAUGGGGUUCACCUAUUUGCACAAAAUCGUGAUGUUACUCUUGUUAGUACGUUGACCACAGAUCAUAAGAUUGUAUGGAAAAUGUAUCAAGAUAGCAUAGUUCUCAUAGCAUUGGUGCCAAAUCAGAAGUCGAAGAAAGAUACAGAUAGAAUAGACAAGAAGAAGGAAUCGUCCGAAAUAAGAGAGGCUACAAUUUCUGAUGCUCAUUUACUGAGGAUCUUAGAUAACGUGUUCCAUUCACUGGUUUUGCUAACAGGCCUUGAUGAACUAUGCAAUCACAAUAACAUAGAAAGACUGAAGAGGGACUUAAGAGCUUCGUAUAAGCUGAUCGACUCAUUCUUAAAGAAAGGUCCUGAUUCUGGAGAUUCACAUUUGUUUGGUGACUUCACUCAAUGUGUGGACAUGGUGCUGUGCAAUGAAGCCCCAAUGCUGCAGGAGCACUUGAAUGCAUUCGUUGAAGCUGCAGACAGUACCUAUGGUUGUCUAGUGGCCGGAGGAAGAGUUGUCUGCGCUACAGAGAAAUGGUGGAUGCUCACAGGACUUGAACUGGCAUUACUUGGACGGCUUAUCAGUGUUCUAUCACCAAAUGCAACAUCCUGUGACAUUCCUGUAUAUCUGCCUCAUAGCAGCCCUAACAUACCUCAUAGAUUGCUCUUGUUUACUCUCAUAUCAGCAGGAGCUACUCGUGGGCUUGGAGAGGGCGGGGUGAGGGCGUGUGUUCUCUGUGGGCCUGAACCAUCUCUAAUGGAAGUCCAAAAUAGGCUUGUACAAAGAUUCUGGUAUCCAGGAGUUGAUACUUUACAGAAAUGUGUGCAGUCAUGCAUGACUGGUUUUCCACCUAAUCUGACCAAUCAAAUGCCAGCUGGAUUGCUUGCUUUCUUACUCAUUAAUAGAGAGUCAUGCCAGUGUGUUCCUUCUCUCACACCACUUAUAAAACCUGAUGGAACAGUUGAUAAGAAGUUAGCACCGACUGAUGACGUCAUGAUAAAACAGGAUGAAAUUCCACAAGCGCUCCGGGAUUUCUACUCAGAGGUCGUCGGAACAACGUUUCCUCUCCCAGAGACUGUCGAAACCGACUCAGAAAAAUUAGACUUAUCAAGGAAACUAGCGCCACCUAACAGAAUCUAUGCAAAAGCACAUUAUACGUGUCUAGACUCUCAUAAGGCGUUUGCAUUGCGACGUGGCCCGCACCAAUUGUUUUGUCUUUAUCACCCUUCUAAUGUUCCAACUUUUGCUUUGCAAGGUCUGACUGAGAAUGUUCUGAAUCUUUUAGUUAAAGAAGGCUUAGUUUGAAUGUUUUUAUACAAAAAUAGCCUUUCGUAGACAGAGCGUAUCCAUUUGAAUUACCAAUCGUGAAAUUUCGUUGGAUAUGUUUAUAGAUCAAUGGUGUGCAACAGGUGCCGGGCCACCACCUGGCCCGCUAAGCCAUUUGGUGUGGCCCUUUUCAACACUCAGAUUUUCCCCCACCAGGCGAAAAAUCUGAAUCCGAAAGGAAAAAGUCGGUAAAAUUACAUGAUGUUUUUUGGCUCAUGUCCCUGAGUUAAAUCUUUCGCCUUAGUUAAUAUAAUAAAUAGUGCACAAUGUUGUCUU